CUCGCUCGCUCGCUCGUCUGCCCAGCGGAAUCCCCCCCCCCCCCCCCCCCCCCCCCCCCCGCCGCCGCUCCUUCCGGCUUCGGAACUCGCCCGGGAUGGCAAACGCAAGAUCAGGAGUCGCGGUGAAUGACGACUGCAUGCUGAAGUUCGGCGAGCUGCAGUCGAAGAGGCUGCACCGUUUCAUAGUUUACAAGAUGGACGACAAGUUCAAGGAGAUUAUUGUGGAAAAGGUUGGGGAUCGCGAGACCAGCUAUGAGGAUUUCACCAACAGCCUACCUGAAAAUGACUGCCGAUACGCUAUCUAUGAUUUUGACUUUGUUACUGCAGAGGAUGUCCAAAAGAGCAGGAUCUUCUAUAUCCUAUGGUCCCCAUCCACCGCCAAGGUGAAGAGCAAGAUGCUUUACGCGAGCUCAAACCAAAAAUUCAAGAGUGGGCUCAAUGGCAUCCAGGUGGAACUGCAGGCUACUGAUGCUACUGAAAUCAGCCUUGAUGAGAUCAAGGAUCGGGCACGCUAGGCGUCAUCGCACGUCUCAUGAUCAUGCAUUGUGGACUCGCCUACUGCUGUGGAUUUGUAUGCCAUUAUAGACUUGGUGCUAUGAAAGACCGCUUGGUGAUUUAUGGGUUUGUUGCUGUGUAAAAAGAUCCUCGUGGCUUUUCCAGAAAGACCAUGAAGGUUUGGAUCUACCAUGUACUUCCUUGUUGUCUGCCAAAUGAUGUAUGGACUAUGCCACUAUGGACAUGUGUUGCGCUGUUCAAGUUACUAAAAUAAGUAAUUGAUAUGUUCCCUACUCGUGAUUC
This is a messenger RNA of Panicum hallii, 798 nucleotides long. RefSeq names its product actin-depolymerizing factor 3. Gene Ontology annotation, molecular function: actin filament binding. Gene Ontology annotation, biological process: actin filament depolymerization. The transcript is spliced from 3 exons. Gene Ontology annotation, cellular component: cytoplasm; actin cytoskeleton. Bases 96 to 515 code for a protein of 139 amino acids. NCBI's taxonomy places the organism in Eukaryota, Viridiplantae, Streptophyta, Magnoliopsida, Poales, Poaceae. The record is from RefSeq and is a predicted model, not a curated record.